UCGAAUCAUAAAAAUAUAUUUAUUUUAUAAGUGUAUUAAAAUAGAUUUUCAUUCCAAUGAUCCAUAUAUUCUACACUAUUGUAAGAAAAUGUGAUGUUUGUUAAUCAAAUUUCAUGAAACCGAAGUAUCCGGAGAAAAGCUGCUGGGUUUCGGUAGAAAAUUGUCAAUGAAUGUACUAAACUGCCUGUCUCCAGAAAAAAUUGGAAUUGGAAGAAAUGGAGAAAUGCAAUAUCCAGGGAGAAGAAAUUGAUAUACCAAUUGAUCUGAUCGAAAAUCCUGAAAUAUUCUCACAAGUGAUAAGCUUGGGUACUUGGAACUCUACUCUUAUGCCUGAUGACCGGAAGCAUUUGAAGAAAUUUCUCCCCGUUUUACCAACUGAUUAUCCACAUGCUCAAGAAGAGAAUCUCAGGUCCCUUUUUGGUGGAGAAAACUUCAAAUUUGGAAACCCGUUGGAAACUUUUCAAAAGAAACUUCAAGCUGGACUCUACACAUCUGAUAUCGUGAACUAUCGUAGGCGAUGUAAAGCAGCAAAGGUUAAAGAAUACAAGCUCAGGCUAAAGAAAUUUUAUCGCAAGUUGGUAACCGAUGUCCUCUUGUCAAGACAGGAAAUUAUCGACCAAGUCCUUUCUAAUGCUCGCCAAGACACGCCUAUAACUUUAAGCUGGAAUGAACGUCGAAUGCAUCGUGGCUCCUCUUUAUCUGCAAACCUGGAUGCAAGAUACAAAAAGAUUAUUAGUGAAGUGAAAGAAGAAUGCGAGGACCACGGAAUUUCAUCCGACGAUGAAGCAGCAGAUAUGUCUGUCCAGCAGCAGUUCGUGUUCAACGGCGGUGUUCACCAGGCAGGGUAUCUAGCUGGUAAUCGAGGUGCAAUUGUCUCGACCCCGGUCUCCACUCCAGGGGCACGGCUCAUAGUUACUGAGGAGGACUAUCACAGAAUGUUGCAAAGUCAUAAACGAAAAAGAGUGAAUAGAGAGGCUUUUCCUGAACUUGACACGGAAGCUAUUACUCUGGAAGACAUUAUUGCCAGAACGAAUGUCACCACAAGAAGAGCAUCGAAGACAGCGGUGGUGAAGAGAAAAUACAAAGUGAAGGAGAAAAGGGAACAGAAGAAAAAGUUUAAGAAGAAACGAACUGUUCCUAAUGUGGUUCCCAAGCCUUUGCCAACUGCUCCGCCUCCUGCCGUGUCACCCAUUAUGCAGAAACCAAAAGUGGUUGAACCGGUUAUCGAACAGGGCACUGCGGUUGACGCUAAGAGCUUCAAGCUAAUGGAAAGCAGCUGUCCAUGCUUCUUCUCAUUGCUUCGGGAUAUAUUUUUGGGUCUGCCAGAUGCAACUGCCGAGUUGGACCAGCUGGAGCGUAUGGUUGGAGAGUGGCAACAAUCAUGUUCUUGCGUUGCAAGUGCUUGGAGUGUUAAAGAGCGUAAUUGGAUAGAUCAGAUACCAUCUGCUCUAAAAUUUCUUGCUGGGAGUGGAAAAGAUGUUUUGAAUUGCCCGUCAUAUAUACCAAUGGUGAUUUUUAAGCAAAAAGUUCAUCAAUGGAAAUGGAUAGGUACCUUCCGAGACAAGGAUACAGACCUCGAACCCUUAUUUGAUCACUGGCUGGAGACUAAAGACAACGUUGCUAAUAUAAAUGUUCCAGCUUCAACUGCGCCGACAUUACCACGUGCGGUAUAUGUUGUGGCACCAAGUACAGAGGUUGAAAAAUCUGCUUACCAAGUUCAGGAACGACAAAGAUAUGAAAAUCCUCAUAAACCAUUUAUUUAUAAGAUGCAUGGAUUUGACUCGAUCGUCGCCCCGGUCAAGGGCGUGUUUACGAAAGAAUCCAAUCUAAAUAAGGCGCGAGAACACUCCUUAUUGGUAUCCAAGCGGCCUCCCUACGUGACAAUUUUGACAUUAGUACGUGAUGCUGCCGCGCGAUUGCCAAAUGGUGAAGGCACUAGAGCAGAGGUUUGUCUUCUGUUGAAAGAUUCUCAAUAUAUUAAUCCAACUGCAACCGAUGGACAGAUUCAUACUGUUGUAAGUGGAGCUCUCGAUCGACUUCACUACGAAAAGGAUCCGUGUGUGAAAUACGACAAUGCACGCAAAGUUUGGAUAUACCUUCACAAAACAAGAACUGUCGAAGAGUUCGAGAAGCUUCAUGAGGCAAGUGCAGCUGCAGCCCGUGCAAAGAAACAACAGAACCAAAAACAGAAACAAUUGAAACAGCAGCAAAAAACGAAGGAAUCAGGGAUUGGUGAUGUUUCGCUUCCGACGACUGUCUUUGAGGAGACUGAAGGACCGAACGCUAAGUUGCCAGUACCUGGUGUUGUACUACCGGAAACCCCGAAGGCAAAGAAACCUCGACCGAAACGUCCGCCUACGGGAAAUCCGAAGAGGCAGGAUAAGAUGAAGAGUGCCACCGCACAAAGUGAAAGGGUGGAACUGUCUAGUGUUGAUUGUAGUGCUGUUGUUCAACCACCUGUGAUUCCUCCUAUGCCCAAGGUAGACGUAUUUUCCCCCAGUCAACCUGUUCGCUUGGUCGCAGCUCCGCAACCAAUUUCCAUAAGUCAUAUCGAUACUCAGGAUAGAAGUCUACUGCAUAAUAUAAACCCUGUCGGUAGUUUUCAAAGAACAUCAAGGUUAAAUUCAUCUUACAUACCUGUCGAACAACCAGUGCAGGAAAACCCCUCCUCAGCUUAUGGUCUGAAAAUGAGUAAAAGCAUCGGUGGUGUCGAUAACGGUAGCGAGAGUAGCAGCUCCGGUGAUAGUGAGAGCGAGAGUGAGAGUGAAAGCAGUGGACCUGAAGGUGGCGUCUCUCCAGAAACGUCUAUUUCUCAACGCCAAGAUCCCAGUUUGCAGUACACUGAACAAAGAAUGCCAUUUAACAAUGUUAUGUCACUGUUUCAAAGCAGCCCGGCUGGUGCAGAUCGCAAAAACAAUUUUGGUGGAUAUUAGAGACCUCAAUUUCAACGUACACGCACACAGACAUUGCAUGUGGGUUAUAUUAUUGAAUUAAAGCUAUAACCAUUAGAACAUUAGAACUCUAUACUGCGCAUACAAUUUAAAAACGUCAUGGUAUUGUGCUCACAUGCGCCAUCUAUAUCUAUAUAAGAUCUUGGAAUUUUGAAACAGUUACCUUGACACGCCUCUUUUUAAGUGGUACAAAAUUACCAAAUUUACCAAGAAAUUAUAAUUGUAUUUAGUAUGUGGGUUUUGUGAUUUGAUUAGUUUUC
Messenger RNA from Dendronephthya gigantea, 3211 nucleotides. Its product is annotated as nuclear factor related to kappa-B-binding protein-like. The transcript has 30 exons. The record is from RefSeq and is a predicted model, not a curated record. The coding region runs from base 216 to 2933 and encodes 905 amino acids. Gene Ontology annotation, cellular component: Ino80 complex. Gene Ontology annotation, molecular function: protease binding. NCBI's taxonomy places the organism in Eukaryota, Metazoa, Cnidaria, Anthozoa, Malacalcyonacea, Nephtheidae.